UCGAAUCUCAUUGUUUCAAGUUUUAGUUUGUAGCUCUGAUCCAAACCCUAUUUCGUCUCUGGAGACUCGAUUUUCGAUUGUUUUUUUCCUUCAUCUAUUUGAUUUGGUUGUGGGGAUUGUUGACAUAUGGCGACUCAGAGACCGCAGAGGACGCCGGAUGAUAUGGAGGAUAUUGUCAUCCGGAAAAUCCUCCUAGUGUCGUUGAUCGAUUCCAUGGAAAACGAUUCUAGGGUCGUUUAUUUGGAACAGACGGCGGCUGAGAUACUCAGCGAGGGGAGGGAUUUGAGGGUUUCUAGGGAUUUGAUGGAGAGAGUUCUGAUAGAUCGACUUUCUGGGAACUUUGUGGCUGCCGAGCCGCCAUUCCAGUACUUAGUUAAUUGCUAUCGUCGAGCCCAUGACGAAGGGAGGAAGAUGGCUAACAUGAAAGAUAAGAGCUUGAAAUCUCAGAUGGAGUUGGUGGUGGCACAAGCAAAGAAACUGGCAAUUUCCUACUGCAUAAUACAUUUAGGGAACCCUGACAUGUUUCCAAAUCCGGCAAAGGAUAAGUCCAAUGUUUCUCCUUUGUUGCCUUUGAUCUUUUCGGAAGUUUCUCUUCCAGUGGAUGGAUUUGGGAGCACUAGUACUGGUAGUGGAGUGACUUGUCCUCCUGGUUUUCUGGAUGAUUUCUUUAGAGAUGGGGAUUUUGAUAGUAUGGACCCAAUUUUGAAACAGUUGUAUGUUGAUUUGAGGGGAAGUGUGCUAAAAGUAUCAGCUUUGGGGGAUUUUCAGCAGCCACUCAGAGCUUUAUUGCUAUUGGUCAAGUAUCCACAGUGCUUCUCAGACGUGUCAACACGUCGUCCGGCUGAUCUAUUGUCUUCGUUCACAACUAUCAAAACUGUCAUGAACAACUUGUAUGAUGGCUUGACAGAAGUGCUCAAGUGUCUUCUUAAGAAUAUAAACACCCGUGAUAGUGCUCUUGAAUAUAUUGCACUGGUGAUCAACAAAAAUGCAUCGAGGGCUCAUAUUCAGGUUGAUCCAUUAUCCUGUGCUAGUUCAGGUAUGUUCGUGAAUCUGAGUGCAGUUAUGCUUCGGCUUUGCGAGCCAUUUUUAGAUCACAAUUUGUCAAAAAGGGACAAGAUUGAUCCUAGCUAUGUGUUUUACAGUGAACGCUUGAAUUUUAGGGAUCUAACUUCUUUACACGCAUCAUCUGAAGAAGUCUCUGAAUGGAUAAGUAGAAGUAGACCUGGAGAAACGGAUACCUCUAAAGAAAGUCAUGGUGGCGAGUUCAGGUUGUUAUUACCACAGGAAUCUACAAUCUCUGUGAAUAAUACAGUGGGAUCUUCUAUUCUGCAUGAUAACAAAACAAAACCCAAUUCCACCGAGAAAGAUAAAUAUUCAUUCAUUUGUGAAUGCUUCUUCAUGACAUCAAGGGUCCUUAAUCUAGGCCUGUUAAAAGCAUUUUCAGACAUCAAACAUCUCGUUCAGGACAUUUCAAAAUGCGAAGAUAGUUUAUCUACGUUAAAAGCGAUGGCCGAACAAUCACAAGUUUCCCAGUUUCAGAAUGACAUAGCACGCCUUGAGAAAGAACUUGAGCUGUAUAAUCAGGAGAAAUUAUGCUAUGAAGCUCAAAUACUCAGGGAUGGAGGGCUUAUUCAACGUGCAUUGUCAUUCUAUAGGUUAAUGGUCGUUUGGUUGGUCGACAUUGCUGGGGGAUUCCAUAUGCCUCUAGCAUCAACCUGUCCUAUGGAAUUUGCCUCAUUGCCUGAGCACUUUGUGGAAGAUGCCAUGGAGUUGCUUAUUUAUGCUUCUAGAGUACCUAGAGCUUUGGAUGGUAUAAUUCUGGAUGACUUCAUGAACUUCAUCAUCAUGUUCAUGGGAAAUCCUCAGUAUAUUAGGAACCCAUAUUUAAGAGCAAAGAUGGUUGAAGUCCUUAACUGUUGGAUGCCCCGUAGAAGUGGCUCAUCUGCAACAUCAACGUUGUUUGAAGGGCACCAACUUUCUCUGCAGUAUCUUGUCAAGAAUCUCUUGAAGCUUUAUGUUGAUAUUGAAUUCACAGGUUCCCACACUCAGUUCUAUGACAAGUUCAAUAUCCGUCACAACAUUGCAGAACUUCUUGAAUACUUAUGGCAGGUUCCAAGCCACCGUAAUGCAUGGAGACAGAUUGCUAAAGAUGAAGAGAAGGGUGUCUAUUUGAACUUCUUGAACUUCUUGAUCAAUGAUAGCAUUUAUCUUCUCGAUGAGAGUCUUAACAAAAUUCUUGAAAUCAAAGAAUUGGAAGCUGAGAUGUCUAAUAGAGUGGAGUGGGAGCAAAGGACACCUCAAGAGAGGCAGGAGAGGACUCGACUCUUCCACUCUCAGGAAAAUAUAAUUCGAAUUGAUAUGAAGCUGGCAAAUGAAGAUGUGAGCUUGCUGGCUUUUACUACAGAACAGAUUACAGCCCCAUUUCUACUUCCUGAGAUGGUGGAGAGAGUUGCCAGCAUGUUGAAUUAUUUUCUGUUACAACUAGUGGGUCCACAGAGAAAAUCUCUCAGCUUGAAAGACCCCGAAAAGUAUGAGUUUCGUCCAAAAGAGUUGUUAAAGCAGAUUGUCAGAAUAUAUGUGCAUUUGGCUAGAGGAGAUACAGAGAAUAUCUUCCCCACUGCAAUCACUAAAGAUGGCCGUUCAUACAAUGAACAGUUGUUUAGUGCUGCAGCUGAUGUCCUUAGAAGAAUUGGUGAAGAUGGAAGGAUCAUACAGGAGUUUAUUGACCUUGGUGCUAAAGCCAAAGUUGCAGAGUCAGCCGCCAUGGACACUGAAGCUGCUCUUGGAGACAUUCCUGAGGAAUUCCUCGAUCCAAUUCAAUAUACUUUGAUGAGGGAUCCAGUUAUUCUGCCCUCGUCAAAGAUCACGGUCGAUUUGCCUGUCAUCCAGCGGCAUCUUCUGAGCCAUAGUUCGGACCCGUUCAACCGUUCUCAUCUAACUGCGGAUAUGUUGAUUCCAAACACCGAGCUUAAGGCCAAGAUUGAAGAAUACAUUCGGUCCCAUCAACCAAAACCGCAAUGAGAAGAUUUGGAAAUGCAGAGCACAAAAACAUCAAACCAGACGCCAGACAAAAACGGACACUUCAACCUUGAUUGAUCAGGUGAGGUAGAUUUAGACUGCCCUGAUAUCUAUCUGUAAAUUAUACCCCCCCCCCAAAGAACUUGUAUCAUUCGGAUUCUUCCCCUUGUGCAGCUUGCAUGCUGAAUGGUAAUUAAUAUAGCUUUCUUUAACUCUUCCUCUUAUGUAGUAGUAGUAGUCUUUCUUUCGAGUUCAUCGACGGUUAACUCGAGUUAAUUUAUCUGGGCUAUGAUGCAUUCCUGUUUUAUGUAAUAAAAGUCUCGUUUAGAUGCGUCAUUGGUGUGGGAAGAAAGUUGGGAACAAAUU
This is a messenger RNA of Cuscuta campestris, 3384 nucleotides long. The record is from the annotation of a GenBank genome assembly. Lineage: Eukaryota; Viridiplantae; Streptophyta; Magnoliopsida; Solanales; Convolvulaceae.